CAUUUGUCAUGGUAGUGGAGGGUACAGGACGCAUGCGUGGAACGGUCUGGGUCCCUAACCGAGUGGAGCGGCCAGCUCGGAGGACCCAAAGUGUGUUUCCAUCGCGAGGGAAGGCCUCGGGUCGUGUUCGUCUCGUUAGUGUCCGGUUAGUCGUCAAUUUUCCCGCCUUUCCAUCCACCCUCGUAUCGAUUUUUCGUCGAUUAAAAUUCGUGCGAGUGAAACACGUGAUCCCGGGAUACCAGGGACUUGGUGAAACCUCUUUGAAAAACUAUCCCCGUGGAUCCUGGAACGAUCUUGUCUUGUGUUUACCAGUGUGCUAAGUGUGAUGGGGAUCUAAGAACGCCGAUGAGGAAUCGAGACGCGUACCGGGCGAACGUUAUCAGGUGAGGGCGCAGUAGCUUCCGGCGAGGCAAUCGAAAGAUGGCGGCCGUGGGUAUGGAUAAUCCGGCGUUCGUCGGCGAGGAUGAAUGUACGAACGAGACGACGCAAAAUGAUAAUCAGCAACAGGUAACCUUGGACCAGGAUCGCAAGUCCGUAUCGGAGAGCAUCCCCGUCGAAAAUGGCCACCAACGAUCGUUUGUGUCGCAGCAACACGUGGAAGCCGGAAGAACCAGUCCGGAAACGCAUUAUAGAACCGAGACGAAGAUAGAGGUGCCCGAAAGUAACAUGGAAAGAACCGAGACGAAGAUGAACGGCGUUCACGGAAACGGAAAUAACAACGAUGCCAGUUUCCUGAACAGCAGCACGACCAGCGUGCAGACGAAUGACAAUGGGAAGAAGGAGCAGAUCGAAGCAGUGAAUUUGGAGCUAGUCUCGAUGAGGCCCUAUGCAGGGAAUAAUCAGACCAAGGGUCAAGAGGCUUGCGAGGUCCCAGCUGACCCCUAUGAGGAAUACUUCGUUCCAGUGAACGAGCAUCGAAAGUACAUCAGCAGGGGUCCCGAGGCCGAGGUUGAAACAACCGUGGCUGGAGUACGUUUUGAUUUGGGCCCCGGCGUUGGCCGCGAGGGACUCAGCCUGAGAGACCCUACCGCAGGACUGGUCGACUAUUCCCACUGGCUGACAGCCCUCAGGGGCGAGAAGCUGUAUGUUACGAAGGACAAGAGAUCUAGGAGCUCCUAUUGGAGACGGAUGGCCUGUUGGGGAUGUGGUUUACUGGUCCUACUAGUUGCCAUUAUCAUCGCCAUUUUGGCAGCAACCGGAGUAAUUUUAGCCCAAGAGGCGUCAGAACCUUUAGAAAAUCUGGAACAAACGAAAUCCCGGCAAUUCGGCGACGUGCGAACAGCGGGAAGCCAAGAGUACGUGAAGAACCCACCGCCGAGUCCUCCACCCGCCACUUCGAGCUUCCCACCCUGGCAAACGACCGACGAGAAUAGGUACCUAUUCGUCGCGAACGCCUUGGAUGGAGUAUUGACAUUGGACCAAUUCACCUGGGACCAAGAAUUAAGGAACCACACGUCGGAAAUGUACAAAGCGUUCAGCUCGCAGAUAGAAAAUCACCUGAGGAACGCGAUGCAACCCACCAUGGACGAGACGACGGUUAAAGUGUAUCGUAUAAUGAAGGACGGAGAAGUGGGAUUUAGGAUAAAUUAUCCCCCAAAUUCUUCCCCGGAGGAAACGCAACAGAGGAUGGAGGAUGCGUUACUAAAGGAUGCCAACAUGAUUGGACAGCAUCAUGUAAGCAGAUUAGAACUCAGCAAGCUUUUGGACGAAUGUCAGACCAGUUGGUUAGGCUGUUCCGAAAGUUGUAAAUACAAUUACACGAAGGGUACGUUCGCGUGCUAUUGUUCGGAUGGGAAAAUGUUGGACGCUGAUGGAAAGACGUGCGUCGAUGAGAAUGAUCUGAGUAACGUGGAGAUGGACGAUGCACCGGAAGUUCGUACGGAGGUGGUGCACGACUAUGCUCAGCCUAGAAGCAGAGGACCCGGUACUGUGUACGAACCUAGACGCCCGGAUAACUGGGACCACAUGGACCAUGAUUUACCCGGAGGGGGACACUACCAUACCGAAGAAGACUCUCAUUCGCCUUCGUAUUCGGAUGAUGGUUCCUCGGAACCAGAGUCUACUCAUGUGCAUAGCGAAGAUGGAAAUCAUGAGGUUAAAGAUGAAGAGGAUACAGUACAUUGGAUGCACGAUCAUUCGAAUCAUUAUACUGUUGAACCGAAGGCAGAGCCUGAACCUUCUGAUGGAGGAGAGCCUUCUAGUGAACCAGAGCCUUCUGAUGUAGCAGAGCCUUCUAGUGAACCAGAGCCUUCUAGUGAACCAGAGCCUGCUGCGGUAGAACCUUCUGCUGAACCAGAGCCUGCUGCAGUAGAACCCUCUAGCGAACCAAAAUUUGCUGAACCAGAGCCCUCUGGUGAACCAAGACAUGCUGAACCCGAACCCUCUGCAGAACCAGAACCCUCUGCAGAACCAAAACCUUCUGCUGAACCCGAACCCUCUGCAGAACCAGAACCUUCUUCUGUACCAGAACCCUCUGCAGAACCAAAACCUUCUGCUGAACCAGAACCCUCUGCAGAGCCAGAACCCUCUGCAGAACCAGAACCUUCUUCUGUACCAGAACCCUCUGCAGAACCAAAACCUUCUGCUGAACCAGAACCAGAACAUUCUACUGAACCUUCAGCUCAGCCAGAACCUGCUACAGAACCUUCAGCUCAACCUGAGCCUUCUGCAGAACCAGAACCCUCAGCUGAACCAAAGCCUUCCUCUGAGGCAGAGCCCCCCAUUGAACCAAAGCAUACUACUGAAAUAGAGCCUUCAGCAGAGCCAGAACCAGCUGGUCCUGUCGAACCUGAGCCUACAAGUGAACCACAGGCACCUUCUGAUGAACCCAAGUCCACUGCAGGGCUGUGGCCUGCAGAGGAACCUUCGUCUGAACCGAAACCAUCAGAAGAAAAAGGAUCUUCAACUGAACCAUCCACACAACCCAUACCUUCUGAAAUGGAACCAGUCGCUGAACCGAAACCUUCAAAUGAGUUGGAGCCUUCAACGAAAUCAACAGUGACAGAGCAUCCUGAACUAGAACAACCUGAGUUGUCUCAAUUUCCUCACACUACCAUCAAAUCUGAGGAGGAGGAAUCUCCUGUUGAACAAGAAUCAACAAUGCCUUCUACAGAAAUGAUCCAUAAUGUUGAACAUUCCACUGAAAUGCAGGAUGCUAUGCAGCCACAAACAACUGAGAUGCCCUCCAGUAAAACAGACUCUUCCAUUGAAUCUAUGACCACGAAUAAAAUGAUCGUUGAAUCGGCUACAGAAUUACCUGCUACUGAAUCACCUGAUUUGUCGAAGACACCUGAAUCUUCAACGACCAGCUCUGAAGCUGACAACACUGGUAUGCCUAUAACCAUGGAAGCAGAGUCUACAACACCAAUGGUGUCUGCAGAAACAACACUGCCAAAUAUUGAUAAAUCCAUGGAUGAAAUGGAAAAUAAUAAUGCACCUAUGCCAGUGAUACCUCUGUCUGAUGAACAAGAAGACAGUAAAACCACUGUUGUACCUCCAACAGAUACAACAAUGAGGGAGAUGAACAAUGAAGAGCAAAUGGUGACAACCAUUGAACCCAGCAAAGAAGAAAUAUCAAAAGUUGAUCAAGUCACUGAAACUAAUACACCUAGUGACGAAACAACCGAGUAUACAACGAUCAGUACAAACAGCGAAGAAAAUACAGCUUCAGUGACUUCGUCCAGUAGCAAAUCUAUUCCUGAAACAACUAUGAGCUCUGAGACAGCGUCUGUCUCAAUGGACGCAAUGUCAGAAAACACAACCGAGGUUAAUUCUGUCCCAGACAGUGGUACAGAAAUGUACAACGAAACUGUCGAGCCUAAAGAAGAGCCUAAGUCGCUCGAUUUGGGUUCAACAUCGCAGGAAGCGAAUGAAACCAACGUCAUCGAUCACAUACCGACAACGAUCUUCCCUAAUUUGCCAAAAAACUUCAGCCACAACAUCGAGCCACUCAUAGAACCGCUUAAAAACAACACAGACAACGAACACAUUAUGAUCAUCCCAGUGGUACAUGGAACCCAGGAGCAAGAUCCUCAUUCCAUCAUUCCUGAGUUGAUUCCAGAGAGCAUUCAGUCUAGCAACUCAUCAUCCACGCGGAUAUCUGAGGUUACCACGGUUGAAAACACAGUUCAAUCCUCAACAGAGAAGACCGACGUUGUUUUCAAUCGUUCUACGAUCCACCCCGAAGAGAAUAUCGUGUCCGGCGAUCCAGGCGACUCUGUUCGCUACGGGGACAAUUUGGAUCACUCUACCAGUCAUCCUCUGCACCCAGCUGUCUUCCCUGAGAACACGGUGGAGCAUGUGACCGAGAAAUCCGAUGAUAAACACGCUGAUGACAUGUCUCCCUUCUUGCCGGAUGUCCAGAAGGAGAAGGAAGUGAAGAAGGCGCCUAGGUUGGACAAGGACGAGCAGGAUGUACCUAAUCCUUUCGAAGGACACGUCGAAGACGUGGUCACUGACAAAUCUUUAGUGGAAACUGAGGAGAGGACGAACGAGACCGAAGCAACGGAUUCUUUGAACGAUGUUCAUCCAGAAGUGGAUAAAGAACACCCGAACAAGAGUGUGGAAAACGGAGUGGGUCGUGGAUUCAAACAGGAUGCCUUGGACGUUCUUGAGAUCAACGACACUGAGUCAGGAAUACAGAAUGCACUGAACCCGUACGAUGUUAACAAACCGGAAGAUCAACAAAUGAUGAAGAGUGACGUGGAAGAGGACGAGGAGGCGUUGAAAGUGGUACCACUCGAAGAGGAGAUCAGGGGUACGGAAAUGUCUGUGAAAUAUGACGUGGAUAAGGAUAAUACGGAAGUGACCGAGUCCAGUGCAAGCGUAACUCCAACGGAUGAUCAAGAAAGGAGGUUAAACGAAGCAGCUGUGAAUAAUACAACGAUUACUUCUGAGAAACCCGAGGAAAAUGUUGUAGAGGAUCAGUACAAUGACAUAAAUGAUGAUACUCUGUCCAAAGGAUACCAAUCUGACGAUUCGAAGCUUCACAAGAAGCUGGCUGAUAAUGAAGAGAAACUGUUGAAAUCAUCAAACGUGCUCUUCAUUGAUGAUAAAACAAAGUCUACAAUGAAUAAUACAGAAGUUACAACAACAGCUGGCAGUGUUCUAGAUAAACUAACCACAGAAAUACCAGUGCUGCCCAUAGAGAUACAACAGGACAUGUCUACAACUGAGAAAAUUGAAAGUACCACCGUUGCUGAAGAGAACAAUAAAAAGGAGAAUGAUUCAAAUCAUCAGGUGAGCGCAGAAGCGACAACGCUUCAGGUACCAACCACUCAGAUGCUUCCAAUGGAAACUAAGACCACUGCUCAGGUACCAAUACUCCCUGAAGAGCUUCAAACUACUGAAAGUGAUUCACCGUUGACCACUUCAUCUAUUAGACCUGAUAUGAACACGACAAGCCCCCAUAUGGAGAGUACAGAGUCCCCAAUUCACAAUAAAACAGAAGAAUUGAUAAGCAGUGAAGUGGAUGUUCAAAAUAAUCAAACAAACGACAUGAUAGCAAGUUCUAUGCACCACUUUGGUGAUAACAGAAGCAUCAAUGCCACCUGGUUGCAGAUAGAUGUCCCAAUUUUGAAUAACACGAACGAAAGUGAAGAAAAUGUAACCACACCAUCGACGACACACCUUGAAGAGAACACGAAGAAUGAAAGUGUUGCAGCAACCUCGAUAUCUCUGGCUACCACCACUGUCGAGUCAUAUAAACAGAGCUCUGACAGUUCUUCUAGUACUACCGAGGAUGUUAGGCCAGUCACUGAGAUACUCGAAGACGAUACACUGCCUGUGAGUUUUGAUUACAGAACCCUGUUAAUCACCACGACACCCAAGACAGCGCUGCCUGAUCUGGAUGUUGGAGAAUUGUCUGAAGAGGAUCUAAGGGUGAUCCCAUUGGAGAAAACAUUAGAUCUGAAGAAGAAAUCAACGGAUAAGAAGGUGGUUGAUAAAUACAAAUACAAAAAAGAGAAGGAGCUGAAUUUGGAAGAGCACCAAAGUGAAAAUGUGCUGACCGAAGUCCCAGACCCAGCCACUGUCUUCUCCACAGAGGUACCUCGACCCAUCAAUGAUAUUCAGGAUCACGAUACAAGUGAAGUCUCUAAAUCAGUGGAAGAGGAUUCUUCGUCAAUACCAAAGCUGAAGAUCAUUGAAACAACGUUUAAUAGAACAGGAACAGAUACUGAACAGAAUAGAACUAUACCAGCUAGUACCAAGAAGUACCCCAGCUUCAUCCCCGUCUCUGAGGAGAUAAUAGAACCAGAACCUGUCACAGAACCCUUCGUGGUCAUCCGAAAUUUCUAUCUGAAUCGACAAAAUGCAGAUUUCACCACAGAGAGCCCAGCAAUGGUCAGUGAAGCCAGUAUCGAAGGACACACAAUGAUGGAAGCAAGGAACAUCAGUGAACUGGAUAGCGUAACAUCUUCUACGACUGAAUCAGUCUCUUCGUCUACUCAAGAUUUAAAUGAAAUGAUGAAGGACCAGCCUGUAGACGCGACUGUCCCAUCACUGAUCCAAACCAAGUCCCCUGAUACAAUGGUGGAAAGCACCAGUCAUAUCGACGUAUCUUUCUUGAAUAUACCUGAGAACGUUGUCUUUUCCAAGUGCACAACUGGUCAAUUCCAGUGUGUCAAUGGAACAUCGAGGGAUGGUGCUUAUUGCGUUCCUCUCUCAGCAAAAUGUGACUCUGAGAAUGAUUGUUCCGACGGUUCGGAUGAAUUGAAUUGCAAGGAACAAGGUUGCCCGGAGAAUUUCCAGUGUGCGAGUGGUCAGUGCUUGAAAAGAGACCUGGUGUGCAACAGGAUCGUCGACUGCGACGACGGAAGCGAUGAAAUUAAUUGCGAGGAAUGGAAAUGCCAGUUCGACGAGUUCAAGUGUCCCAGUGGAAGGUGCAUCCCAGGUAUCUGGCAAUGCAACGGGCGACCCGAUUGCGAGGAUCACCGCGACGAGUACAACUGUGCCGAAAGUUGCGGCAACGAGGAGUAUCUGUGCCCGACAGAGAAAUGGUGCAUUCCGUUGACGUGGCACUGCAACGGAAUCAACGAAUGCGCCAACGGGGAGGACGAAAAACUCUGCGACUGUGGCAUUGAUCAAUUCAAGUGCCAAACAGGAGGAUGCAUUCCAGAGAAUCUGGUCUGCGACGGUAUCGAACACUGUCCUGAUCAUUCGGACGAAUGGAACUGUUUAACCAUGAAUACUGGCCCCGAAAGGAAUUUAACAGACGUGCAGAAAGAAACCGAAGAGAGUAAUGGAGCCCAAGAAUUAACGGAUAGCACCUCUUUGUUAAAAAUAAGACAAUUUAACGGCGAAUCUCGUCUGGUUUGUUCCGACGGAUGGAGCGAGGAGUUCAGCGACUCGUACUGCCAGUCUCUAGGAUUCUCCGGGUCCGAGGCGACCGACUUACAAACAUGGGACAAGAAUCAGAAGAUCCUGAGACUGAAGGCAAAUCCGAAUCACCGUAUGCCUUUGGUCGCGAAUCUAGAGCAAGUGGAGUUCUGCGUGUCUGACAAAGUCGUCCAAGUAUCUUGCCAAGAGUUUUCUUGCGGCUCCCACUACGGAGAAGGACCUACUGCGAGAUUAGUUGGCGGAACUCCAGCCAGCGAAGGACAGUGGUCCAGUGUAGCCUUGUUGAAGGAACCGAAACAAGGUGCUGCUUGUACUGCCAGCAUCUUAGGACCAAUGCACGUGAUCGCGAGUUACUCUUGUACUCAUAGGUUGAAACAGACCAACGGAUGGCAAUUAUUCACCGAUAAGAACCUACUGAAACCACUUCCAGUGAAAAGCAUCAUUCCCUAUCCUCAAGUGAAGUACAAUCAAUUCUUGUACAACAAUGAUAUGGUGUUGGUGGAACUGGAGAAACCUCUGACCUUCUCCAGAAACGUUAGCGCUGUUUGCCUUCCAAAGGAUCCAAUUCAGCCCAGACAGAUAUGUGUCACGGUGGGAUGGGGAUUCCCUGUGAACGGCGAGGUGGAUUUGCAGAAAUAUCUGACGUUCCUACCAGUGCCAACCUAUGAUUCCGAGAAGUGCAAUGCGACGAGUCAUUACGCAGGAUUUAUCACUAAGGACAACAUCUGUGCUGGAUUCACAGACACGGACAAAGGACCCUGCUAUAACGACGAGGGUGCACCUCUGAUGUGCGUCAGUGAAUCUGGUGGAUCAGCCAGAUGGGAGAUCCAGGGUCUACUGAGCCACCAUAGCAGAUGCUCAAGGGGUCAUCCAGCUAUUUAUUCUAGCGUCGGACCUGCUCUAUCCUGGCUACGCAAUUCUGUGCCCGCUUUGCAAACGCAAAGCUAAAGGCAAUCUUUUAAUUACAAAAGUUAUUCGACGAAUUCGAGAGGACAGACACACUUAUAAAUGCGGAAAGUUCAUGGGAGGGAACCGACAGACUGAAUGUUCCUGUUGAAAUUAACGAAACGCAACGAACAGAGGAUAAUCGUGUACUUAAUUCGUGUCUGUUUUUUAUUUCAAACAGUAUGUUCCUACAUAAAUGCGAAGAACACUGAACGGCCAUAAUUUGUUCCGCAUUAGAAAAAGAGGUUCUGUAUGUAAAUGAUAUCUUUUUUUUUAUGAUAACUACUGAUUAAUGGGCUGAUACUGCAAUAUUCCGUAGUUUUUACACUUACGACAUCCGUGCAGGAAAAUAAAAAUGAAUGACAGAGAGAUAUAUAUCGUAUAUAAUUGGCAACACGAUACUUAUUUACAAUUAAGAAAUUUGUAAAUACUGUAUAAAGCGACUGUUUAAUAUGCUUAAUGUUGUAAGAGAUUUUUGUACGAAAUAGGUCUCUUUAAUGAUAUUAUAUAAGUAUGACCACGAAAGAAAUUCGGUACGUUUCAGACUCCUGUUUUUGUUCUACUUAUUAUCUGAUGGUUUGUUCAUUUUAUAUAAUAACUGUAUCUAGUAAAAAUACUUGUGUAACAUGUUCGCAAGUAUCAUUUAAAUCUGGUUAUUGUAUAGAGAUCAACAAAAAAAUGAAAGUAUUUAUUUGAAACAAGAGACCAAUAUAUAAAUGCACCAGAUUAUUCAUGCAACUGUUUAUUUCAGUGAUCCUAAGGGAUUUCUGAAAUGAAUACUGGACUAGGCUAAGAGAUAGAUAGGAUAAAUGUAUAUAAUAUAUAAGUAUUUUAAUUAAUAAAAUACAUUGUUAUAAAAAGAUACAAUAAUAAAAUAUGUUAAUGUAUG
Molecule: messenger RNA, 9172 nt
Organism: Osmia lignaria (orchard mason bee)
Lineage: Eukaryota; Metazoa; Arthropoda; Insecta; Hymenoptera; Megachilidae
Biological process (GO): proteolysis
Cellular component (GO): signaling receptor complex; plasma membrane
Molecular function (GO): serine-type endopeptidase activity; protein binding
Source: RefSeq, a predicted model, not a curated record